AUGGUAUAUGAUUUGCUGACUACGGCACCUCGAAACCUCAAGGAGGGCAUUGACUGGUUGAUGGCCCUGAAGGGAACUGACGCUGAAAACAACUUGAAGGCUAUGGGCGCGGCAGUGUACGAUUUUCUCGCAGACAAGCCUGUUGGAAAGAUGAAGGUGCGAGCUCUCGAGGAUGUGAAAGUUAUUACUAAGGAGUUCCUGGAGAAGCAGGAGCUCAGGGGCCGUUGGUUCGUGAAAAAGAUACUGAGGAAGAUCAAUGAACCUAUCGGGAAAACUCGCAAAGAACUCGAUAAGCAUUUUAGACGUAUCGAAGAAUACGACUAUAAAAAUAUCGUAAUGGCGAACCACCUCACCGCUGAAAAAAUCACGCAGAAAUUAGGCAAAGUUGUGGACUGUUGUGAAAAGUUCUUGGAAAAGAUAAAAAGUCCUGAUGAGUACAAGUCUGCUUACAGUUCAGGAGCGACGUGGGAUGCGUCAUGCGCGGAGGACCCGGAGGCUUGCGCAGUGGUCCUAGUGGGUAUUGCGCCAAUGUUGUACGCGGGGAUACGUUCUGUGUGGGAGGAGAGCAAAGCUGGAAGUGGGAUCUUGUCAAUCUAUGGAGAGGGUAAGCCCAUGGGAAAUGUUUUGAAAGCCAUGGGUUACGAAGAACCCCAAUAUCGCGCUGGCAUGGGUGCUUCAUACGUCCUCAGGGCGUUGGGAGGUGUGAAGGUACGUGUAUUGGGCAUACUCUACGACAUCGCUGGAUUCUGGGCUUUCUAUUGA
Messenger RNA from Babesia ovata, 762 nucleotides. RefSeq lists its product as uncharacterized. The coding region runs from base 1 to 762 and encodes 253 amino acids. Lineage: Eukaryota; Apicomplexa; Aconoidasida; Piroplasmida; Babesiidae. The record is from RefSeq and is a predicted model, not a curated record. The transcript has a single exon.